GUAGGAGAGAUGCACUCAAUACGAGGUGCACCGCGAGAGCAAUAGUUCUCUGCGCCUGCUGCAGUAGGCCGGAGACCAGUCUUAAGUUGCCUGCGCAGCAAGCAGCACGUCCACUCCUGGCGACCAUCAAGUAAAAGAUAAGCGUCGAAGUAGCACGCGUCACUUCAAACAACAUGCUCCACGAAGACGACAUCAGUUCACGUCUAUCGAUGCCGCCACAACACCUGCACACUGCCAAUACAUACCUAGACGCCAACAACAAUCACAAGACAACACUCACCGCCGACAGAACUUCCUCGAUGUCUUCUAGCACGACGCUCAAGGGACUCGAUAAACACGACAAAUACUCCCUGAGGCCACGUUCGUCUCGCCGUCGGAAAAACGCAACCGUAACUACGAUCACUGCAAGCACAAGUGUAAAUGAAGAAACGCCUGUUUUGAUAUCAUCUAUUUCUCCAUCCACAAGCACUAAACAACCACGUACCUCAAAACCCAAACAAAAACCAGCCCCUUUGAGUAAAUAUCGUCGAAGGACAGCGAACGCACGAGAAAGAAGUCGGAUGAAAGAAAUCAAUGUUGCAUUUGAAACAUUGCGACGCGUUGUUCCACAUCUUUCUGAAGAACCCGCAAAAGUCACAAAUGAAAAACUGACAAAGAUCACGACAUUGAGAUUGGCAAUGAAGUAUAUUACUACGUUGAGUGCCACAUUAAACGAGUCGGAGGAUUUGUACAGUGAUCUGGAUUUACUACUGGAGUCAGACGGUGAGUCCUUGCCACUACAUUCGGACUUUUCGUCAGAUCAAUCAUUGACGUCCGAUUUUUCGAUGGAUUUCGACGGGAUGGACGAUUCAUUAAAUUCCAUGGACCUGUGUCUAGAACCACUCUCACCUUGUGAUCUUCCUCAUCACAUCUCGUCCUUUGACCCAUUUCUAUCAGGUUUUAGUUAAUAUUGUACUGAUUUCUACUUAUAAUUUAAGAAAAAAAAAGACGUAAAUGUCUUUCCUACACAGUGGUUAAUUGUUUAUUGCAAGCAGUCAGGCAAAGACUUUAAUAUGAUUAAUAUUACGUUAUUUAUUCCAAUUAUGUAAGUGUUUUGUACUUUAAUAAUCGAUUACAAACAAGAUCUGUAUUAAAAGAAUAUAUCAAUUUAUAUAAA
Molecule: messenger RNA, 1156 nt
Organism: Dalotia coriaria
Lineage: Eukaryota; Metazoa; Arthropoda; Insecta; Coleoptera; Staphylinidae
Product: helix-loop-helix protein delilah-like
Exons: 1
Coding region: 174-947 (257 amino acids)
Biological process (GO): positive regulation of transcription by RNA polymerase II; axon development; sensory organ development
Cellular component (GO): nucleus
Molecular function (GO): protein dimerization activity; DNA-binding transcription factor activity, RNA polymerase II-specific; E-box binding
Source: RefSeq, a predicted model, not a curated record